AUGGCUCAGAACGACUCUGGGGUUGACGUUAUUGGAAUGAGCUUCAACGUUUUUGCUGUAGUGAAUGUGUCUGCAUCUGUUUCCAGCAUCCUUAUGAACCUAUUUUUUGUUUUCUGCAUGAUCUUGCCACACCAAGAGUCGGAGCAGCUGAAACAACCUCUUAGCAUUUUACUUGGAUCACUUGUUGGAUGCAGUAUUGCUGUUCAUGCAUGUGUUCUUGUUUUUGUUCACAAUGGCUUCAUCUCCUUCGCAUCAGAUUCAUCACAGUUUAUGUUUUACCACCUCAUACAAGAACUUAUGCUGUUUACCAUGAGGACCAGUGUGACCUCCCACAUUUGGCUGAAUGUGUAUUACUACUGCCAGAUUGUUCCAGCUCAGUGUUCAUUCUUCAUCUGGUUGAAGAGAAACAUAAGAGUCUUUGUGUACUCUGCUCUGGUCACUGAAAAACUCUUCUUUUUGUCUGGUUUCAUCAGCAACAUUUUAUAUUAUUCUGAAGUGCUGCAAUGUUGUUACAGUACCAAUGAUACAAAUUCAAGUCUCACAGGCACACAACAUAAUGCCACAGACACAAAGCUUCUUGUGCUGUCCAAUAUAUUUAAUGUACAGUAUUGGUUAAGAUUAGCCUAUUUCUUGCUUAGUCUUUGUGUGAUGUCAGCAUCAAGCGGUGUGACUGUUCUCUACCUGUGGAGACACAUGAUGAACAUGGAGGAGAGCAGUAGCUCCUUCUCCUCUCCUCGUCUCCACAGACACAUGAGAGUGACCAUCACCGGCAUCAUACAUGCUGUCCUUUACAUCAUAUGCUCAACCUGGUUAAUAUGUGAUGGACCCCUUCGAAUUCAGUUACCCAGUCAUUUUGAUCCAGAACGCAACAUAUAUUGCACUGUUAUCUCUUUGUACACCUUUUGCUCAACCUUGAACUUGGGUGCUGGUCAGUCAAUAUUCAGACAGCGUAUAGUUAAUGCAUGGCAAAACCUUCUGCAAAUUUUCAAAUACUUGUAUGAGUAA
Colossoma macropomum (tambaqui) is the source of this 1005-nucleotide messenger RNA. RefSeq names its product taste receptor type 2 member 10-like. The transcript has a single exon. Lineage: Eukaryota; Metazoa; Chordata; Actinopteri; Characiformes; Serrasalmidae. Gene Ontology annotation, molecular function: G protein-coupled receptor activity. The record is from RefSeq and is a predicted model, not a curated record. Gene Ontology annotation, biological process: sensory perception of taste; G protein-coupled receptor signaling pathway. Bases 1 to 1005 code for a protein of 334 amino acids. Gene Ontology annotation, cellular component: membrane.